Plasmopara halstedii is the source of this 387-nucleotide messenger RNA. RefSeq lists its product as uncharacterized. The transcript has a single exon. The record is from RefSeq and is a predicted model, not a curated record. NCBI's taxonomy places the organism in Eukaryota, Oomycota, Peronosporomycetes, Peronosporales, Peronosporaceae. The coding region runs from base 1 to 387 and encodes 128 amino acids.
AUGUUGUCUGCAAGAUACGGUGCGUCGACCAUGAUCCAGGGUGUGUCUACCGUUGAUGACGCUGCACAGUUAUACACCCUCGUCAAUGGUAUGAACGGGGAGGAAGAUGGCGACGUCCGCCUUGAGGCUAUGCCUGCAGUAGAUGAUCUUCUUGAGCUGGACGAGAUGUCCCCUGAAGAGUUCGGCAGUGCCUUGAAGGCAGGCAAUUUAGCCAAAGCGGUCAUUGUACGACAGGACGAGGAGAUAAACUCGCCAUCGCUUUUGGAUGAAGCUGUCUUGGAAGGCUGUGUUGUCGAGACUUUAGCUUCCUGUCCUCUCGAUGAUUAUUUGGACUAUCGGAUCGGACGAUAUACCUGCGUAUCGAUCUUACCGCGCCUAACGAACUAA